Striga asiatica is the source of this 3141-nucleotide messenger RNA. The record is from the annotation of a GenBank genome assembly. NCBI's taxonomy places the organism in Eukaryota, Viridiplantae, Streptophyta, Magnoliopsida, Lamiales, Orobanchaceae.
AUGAAGGCAGGCUCAAACGCUAUCCAGCAGACGCUGACGCCGGAGGCGGCGGCGGUGCUCAACCAGUCCGUGGCGGAGGCUGGCCGCCGCAAGCACGGCCAGACUACGCCGCUCCACGUGGCGGCGAUGCUUCUGAAGUCGCCGUCGGGGGUUCUGAGGCAGGCAUGCAUCUGGUCGCACCGCAACUCGAGCCACCCGCUCCUGGGCCGCGCGCUGGAGCUCUGCUUCGGCGUGGCGCUCGACCGUCUGCCAGCGGCGACGGGUCAGGGCGUGGCGGACGCGCCGCCGCCGGAGCCGCCGAUCUCCAACGCGCUUUUGGCGGCCCUGAAGAGGGCGCAGGCGCGCCAGCGCCGCGCGUGCCCGGAGCAGCAUCCUCUCCUCGCCCUGAAGGUCGAGCUCAAGCAGCUGAUAAUCUCGAUACUCGACGAUCCCACCGUGAGCCGCGUGAUGAGGGAGGCCAAGUUCUCCAGCAUCGCCGUGAAGGCCUCCGUCGAGCAGUCGUUGAAAAAUUCCAACAGCCGCGUAGAACAGCUACAUAUCGGGAAUACAAAUUUUGUGGUGGAUAUCGAUCAAAGAACGAUCCUGAAUUCCCGUCAAAUCCCGGUGACUCAGUCCAAUCGGAGCUUCUGCGUGAAUCCGCUCCUGCCACAUCAGCCUCAGACACCCACAGCACAAAUUGGGAAAACUGUCGGCGAUGAAGUGAAAAAGGUGUUUGAUAUAAUGUCCAGCAGCAAAAAGAGAAACCCGAUUCUGGUGGGGAUUUCUGAGCCUGAGGCCGUGGCCAAGGGAUUCUUCAGGAAAAUAAAAAACAACGAAUUCGGAAAUGAUCUUCUGAAUAUGAAGAAUUCUCAGAUAGUUUCAAUAGACAAAUGUCUUCCUCUGUAUGAUAUUAAUCUAAUGGCCUCAAAGAUGGACGAAUUUGGACGGAUGAUCGAGAGCAGAAUUGUGAAAGGUGGUGUGAUUCUUGAUCUUGGGAACUUGAGGUGGCUGGUGGAGCAGCCGGCGGAGGCUGCAAGUUCCAGUGGGGCCCAGCAGCUACUAAAUGGGCCGGUUGUGCCCGAGGCCCGACGGGCCAUUGUGGUGGAGAUUUCGAAGCUGCUGGUAAGUUUUGGUGGUGUAGAUGGAGUUCAAUAUGAGGGUAAUAAGCUCUCGUUGAUUGGGACCGCAACUUACGACACAUAUACAAAGUGCAUGGUUUACCAUCCUACCAUGGAGAGUGACUGGGGUUUGCAGGCCGUGACUAUUACGUCGACUUCUCCUAUUCCACGAAUGUUCCCGAGGCUUGGACCUGAGAGGAUCAUGAGCAACCCAUUGGAGCCUAUACCAAGUCCGUUACCUACUUUAGAAUUGCGUACACCUGGAAAUUCGGAUUCUGCUCAAAUUCAACCUAUUCCGAGUCCUUUACCUGGUUCAGCAAGGCUCAUACCUGAAAAUUUAGAUCCUACUCAAAAACCCAUCGUCUGCCCUCAGUGCUCAGUAUAUUACCAAAAAGAUGUAGUGAAAUUUGCAGCCAUAGAGCAGUCAUCAUCUCAAUCCAAACAGGAUGAGGCUCGAUCUUCCCUGCCUUGGUGGCUGCAAAACGCCAAAGGCAAACUCAAAAAUCCCGACGCUGAAACAACCGGUGAACUUCAAGUUUGGUUUACUAAAACAAUUAAGUUAAUACGUUUACAGGGAAAGGAUCAAGGUGUACUUUCCCAGCAGAAAACUCAAGAAUUGCUGAAGAAAUGGAGGGACACGUGCUUGUAUAUUCAUCCCGAUUUUCAUCAAAGAACUCGUCCCGAAAAACCUGCCCUGCCUCCAAACUUGCUCGAGUUUCCCCCUUUGCAGCCUAUCAACGUGCGGCGGUCUAAACCGGUGGUAAUCUCAGACCUGCAGCUGAGCAUCGACCCAGUCACCCCCCAACCCGCCCCACCGAUCCGCCCCACGAGCCCCGUUCUCACGGACCUUGUCCUCGGAACCAAGUUCCCAGAGGAUCUUCCGGCCAAAGACCUCCUCAGCUGCAUCUCGUCCGAGCCCCAAUUCUCCCGCCACCUGGACGCCAGCUCGCACAAGAAUCUCCUCAACGGCCUGAUGGAGAAUGCCUGGUGGCAGGCGGAGGCCGCCUCAGCCGUGGCUACGGCCGUCAUGCGCAACAGCAAGCAGCGCGGCUGUGGAAGGAACGACUCGUGGCUGCUGUUCGCCGGGCCCGACCGCGUCGCCAAGCGCAAGAUGGCUCGCGUUUUGGCCGAGCAGAUCUCCGGGUCGGGCCCGGUUAUCAUCUCCCUCGGCCCGAAUCAGGAGCGCGGCCGCACGGCGGUCGACCGGAUCGUGGAAGCCGUCCGCCGGAACCCGUGCUCGGUGAUCGUGCUCCGAGACAUCGACGAGGCGGACAAUAUCGUGCGCGGGAACGUAAAACGAGCGAUCGACCGCGGAUGGCUCGCCGACUCCCAUGGCCGCGAGGUCGGUCUCGGGAGCGCGGUUUUCAUCGUUACCGGCGAUUGGUCGACGAUUAGUGAAGAAGCAUUACGUGACGGGCAGUAUGUCGACGAGCGGAAGGUGAAUUCCACGGCUGGCGGGAGCUGGCAGCUGGGGCUGAUUGUUCGGGAGAAGAUUAUUGUGGCCGGGAAUAAGCGGCGGGCCUCACACGACGGGCGGGGCGCGAUGCGGAUGACGAGGCCGAGGCUGAGGCUGGAGCUAAAUCUGGGGAUGUUGUACGAGGAAGAAUCGAGCGACGUGAAGAAGAAGAAUGCGGUGUAUGAUGACGUGGCGGGUUUCUCGAUAGUGUCGCUGCCGUAUGACCUGGCGAGCGUUGUGGACGAAUCGAUUGUGUUUGGACCGGUCCAGGCGGAGGCCGUGCGUCGGGAGAUCAAGAAGAAGAUAGCGGUUAGGUUCUCGGAGGAGGUGGGGGGAGAUGAGGUGGCGAUCGAGAUAGGGGAUGACGUGGCGGAUAAGAUAUUGGGGGGAGUGUGGCACGACGAGACGAGCUUGGAGCAGUGGGUGGAAGGGGUGAUACGGCCGAGUUUCGAGGAGCUGAAAAUGCGCCUGCCGAAUGGAGACAGGAGGAGCAUGGUGGUCCGGCUGGUGGUGGAGUCGGAUUCGAGCGGCCGGGGGAAGAAGAGCAGGGAGAAUGUGGACUGGCUGCCGAACAGCAUCUUGGUGUAG